CCAGAUCGACCGGCUGGCGAAGAGCUGCAUGCAACCGGUGGGAAGCCGGACCGGCGGGGGCUGGGGCUGGGGUUGGGGCUCCGACCGCUUCUUGGCGGGCUUCUGGCGGUGAGCGCGGACCGCCCGGAGGCGGCGGCUCCGAGCUGGCAGGCGGAGGGCUGUCUCCCGCGCCCGCCUGCCCGGCGCGGUCCGAGGAUGCGGGGGGGCGAUGCCCGGGGCCAGGGACGCGCUCUGUCACCAGGCGCUGCAGCUGCUGGCCGAGCUCUGUGCCCGUGGGGCCCUGGAGCACGACAGCUGCCAAGAUUUCAUCUACCACCUGCGGGACCGUGCCAGACCCCGGCUCCGCGACCCAGAUAUCUCUGUGAGCCUGCUGACCCUCAUGGUCACUGCCUGUGGUCUUGCCCUCUUUGGCGUAUCUCUCUUCGUAUCUUGGAAACUCUGCUGGGUUCCUUGGCGAGAACGAGGCCUGUUCUCUGGUAGCAAAGACAACAACCAGGAGCCUCUUAACUACACAGACACCGAGACCAAUGAGCAAGAGAACAGUGAGGACUUCAUAGACCCACCCACGCCCUGCCCUGACUCCUCCAUGAAGAUCAGCCACACCUCCCCGGACAUUCCCCUCUCUACCCAGCCGGGGGUCCAGGAGAACUGUGCCCAUGGGGUUCGGAUGCAACGCCAAGUCACAGAGCCAACCUCGUCGACUCGGCAUAAUUCAAUCCGAAGACAACUCAACCUGUCAAACCCAGACUUCAAUAUCCAGCAGCUUCAAAAACAGGAACAGUUGACUGGAAUUGGUAGAAUUAAACCAGAGUUAUAUAAACAGAGGUCAUUGGAUAAUGAUGAUGAGAAAAGAAGUAACAGCAAAGCUUGUGGGAAACUGAACUUCAUUUUAAAAUAUGACUGCGACCUAGAGCAGCUCAUAGUGAAGAUUCACAAAGCUGUCAAUUUGCCUGCCAAGGACUUUUCUGGAACUUCAGAUCCUUAUGUGAAAAUCUACUUGCUUCCUGAUCGAAAAACAAAACACCAGACUAAAGUUCACAGAAAGACCCUGAACCCUGUGUUUGAUGAAGUGUUUUUAUUUCCGGUUCCCUACAGUGAUCUCGAAGCUCGGAAGCUUCACUUCUCCGUGUAUGAUUUUGACAGGUUCUCUCGCCACGACUUAAUUGGCCAAGUGGUAGUGGAUCACUUCUUAGACUUGGCUGAUUUCCCCAGGGAGUGCGUCCUUUGGAAGGAUAUCGAAUAUGUCACCAAUGACAAUGUGGAUCUUGGAGAGCUGAUGUUUUCCCUCUGCUAUCUACCCACGGCUGGUAGACUGACCAUUACCAUCAUAAAAGCAAGGAAUUUAAAGGCAAUGGACAUAACAGGAGCAUCAGAUCCUUAUGUGAAAGUCUCACUGAUGUGUGAUGGCAGGCGACUGAAAAAGAGGAAAACAUCCACCAAGAGGAACACGCUGAAUCCUGUUUACAAUGAAGCCAUAGUCUUUGAUGUCCCUCCUGAGAACAUUGACCAAAUCCACUUGUCCAUAGCAGUCAUGGACUAUGACCGUGUAGGUCACAAUGAGAUCAUCGGUGUGUGUCAAGUAGGCAACGAGGCUGAGAGGCUGGGCCGAGACCACUGGAGCGAAAUGCUGUCAUACCCUCGGAAGCCCAUCGCACACUGGCAUUCCUUGGUGGAGAAACGAUGACUAUGGAUAAGAGGACAGCUUGUGCCAAGGACACAGUAGGACAACCAUCUCACAGUGAUCUUAAGUAACUUUUUCCAUCCAGCGACACCCAGACAACUCCAGCGACCAAAUGCUCAGCUGUAACCACAGCAAUAACUGGCCCUCAUUCCAAAUUCGGUUUGGUGAACCUGAAUGGUCCAGCCACUUUCCUCAGGGGGCCCAAGGUGAUGUGUUAUAGGGGGAAACUCAUCUCAUUGCCAAGAAACAAGAUUGGACUGUGGAAGAAAGCAAGUGACGUAGUGAGAGUCCCAAGAGGACCAGGAUUCUUAGUGAUUCAUAUAAGGCCCUUGGUAAUGGGGACAUGGCGCCUGCCCUGGCUGUGGUCAUUCUAACAUGAAGUUACUUGUUUGAAUGCCCUGGAAGGUUAGAACAUUUAAAAAUAUAUCCGGGUGCUAAAUAGGCAGCAAAUCUCAAUUCAAAUUCCACUACCUUUGAGCUAAUGGCUGUCUUCAGAGAAUAGUUUCACCCCAAGAAGUGCUACAGCUUCACAAGGAAUAACCCCAAGAGAAUAAUAGGACAAGCAGGCCAUUCCCCUGAGAAACUGCAGUGCAAGGAGGGUUAGUUCACAGCAAAUUCACUGCCCCCUUCUGUGCACAUACAGAGUACCGGUUGACCAUGGUUCUUUUCUCUGCUAAAACCAGAUUCUGAAUUUUGAGAUUCUAGAACAUCAUUAUUUUGUAGGUUGCCAGUAGCCACUUCCUUUCAACUGGUGUUAUUAGAAUUAAAUUUACUGUCCAUCCCCACUAGAGAGGUUUAACUCUCAAUGGAGUAUGUAUUCUGGAAUACCCUUUCCCAAGCACAUUUUUCAUUGAGGGAAGAGCCCCACAAAUAGGUUUAGCAUGGUGUCAGAUGAGAUCACAAAGACCAGACAGGGUCCCUUGAAGGAAAGGCACAGUUUGGGGGCCUUCUUGGCCUAUGUGCCUUUUCAGAUAUUUCCAUAUGCAACAGCCCAGAGUCUAGGCUCAGGCAGCCACGCACAGAGGUUUUCUUCUCAAUGCAGACGUGUCCCUUCCAUAGCACUUGGGGAAUGGAGAUACUACAAAAGUGAAGGUCAAGGGCUCUCCCUGGGUAGCUCAUUCAUUACUCAUUUCCCUCCUGCCAAUUUACUGCCAGCUAUGCACCUCGUCUUCACUGUUUCUGCCUCCACAAAACUGAAACCAAAGGCUUCAGCAUAUCCUCAGAGGGCCAGGGGCUGUUUCCUGGUGGUCCCCUCUUUGUCCUAUUAUGGUACAAGACACCCCCUCCACACAUUUACAUCUGUAUUCCAAGAUAACAUUUCAUACAAUUUCUUUACUGUGGAAUCCAGAGUUGAAUUGUGGUUUACUUUCUUAGAAAGCUCGUUAUAUUCAUUUGAGUUAACAUUUUAAUAUGAGACUGAGUGGAAACAGGAUCUUUGGAUGUUAUCAGAAAGUUGUGGGUGCCACAUCUGCCUAGCAUAGGAAACUCUACCCUGGUGUUCACUUCAGCAGCACAUACACUAAAAUUGGAAUGAUACAGAGAAGAUUAGCAUGGCCCAAGGAUGACACACAAACUCGUGAAGCGUUCCAUAUUUUUGCACAGGAAAAAAAGAAAAGAAAGAAACUCUACCUUGAUGUCAGAUCUAAAAAGGGUGGAGGCCUUUUGUUAAGUGAGGCAGUAUUAUUAUAUACCAGCUUCAUGCAUUCCCUGGCCUGUCUAAUCAUUUCCAUCUCUUACUGGCUUUUGACCAUGAGGAUUCAAAAGGAAUCCAAGUUCUGCUUGUGUCUGAUGACGUGAGAAAAAUUCAGGUUUCUUUACCGAGGUUUCCCUCUGCCUAUCCCUCCCAUUCAGACAUCCUCCACCAUAACAGUUUUUAGAACCAAAGCAUGAAGGGUUAAUGCCAGCAGGAUAGUGAGCAGAAAGAUUGUCACUAGAUCCAGGCAGAAGAUCCCAGAAGAAUGUCCCCGAACGAACCAGAUGGGCCUCGUAGAUAGUAGCAGGCAGCCAUCCCAUUCAACACUGACCUGCCCUUGGCAGUGGGAGCCUGGGUUGAAGGUCCUGAGGCCACUGUGCCUAUUGAUCCUGUCUCAGGAUCUUGCUGCUCAUAUAUGCAGCCUUGGGGUACUAAAGAAUAUGUUAUUGGCUUGUUGGAAUGAAUACAGCGUGACUCAGUGGAGACAGUUCAGCAAAGAGCACUGUCCAUGUAGCAGGCAAGUGGCUUUGUGUUUGGAAAGCUUUAGCUAGCUGUACAGGUGUGGCCAGAGGCUGGUUAUAAAUGUGAACACCUUCUGCCUAUCUGUACCUCUGCCUGUGUUCUCUUGCAUUCUGUUUGGUUGCCCUUUAGUUCCUAGUAAAUGUUUCUUUUGAAAACUCAAA
This is a messenger RNA of Cavia porcellus (domestic guinea pig), 4057 nucleotides long. RefSeq names its product synaptotagmin 9 (gene Syt9). Gene Ontology annotation, molecular function: calcium-dependent phospholipid binding; clathrin binding; SNARE binding. Gene Ontology annotation, biological process: calcium-ion regulated exocytosis; regulation of dopamine secretion; regulation of calcium ion-dependent exocytosis. The record is from RefSeq and is a predicted model, not a curated record. Gene Ontology annotation, cellular component: dense core granule; exocytic vesicle; plasma membrane. Bases 209 to 1684 code for a protein of 491 amino acids. Lineage: Eukaryota; Metazoa; Chordata; Mammalia; Rodentia; Caviidae. The transcript has 7 exons.